Molecule: messenger RNA, 2404 nt
Organism: Macaca mulatta (Rhesus monkey)
Lineage: Eukaryota; Metazoa; Chordata; Mammalia; Primates; Cercopithecidae
Gene: SLC38A3
Product: solute carrier family 38 member 3
Biological process (GO): histidine transport; asparagine transport; amino acid transmembrane transport
Cellular component (GO): plasma membrane
Molecular function (GO): L-glutamine transmembrane transporter activity; L-histidine transmembrane transporter activity; L-asparagine transmembrane transporter activity
Source: RefSeq, marked provisional
GUUCAGCUGGGAGCAGAGCGGACCGCACCGGCCCGAGCGGAGCGCCGCGCGUGCCCAGCCGCGAGGCCAGACAUCUGACUGUUGGUGUGAGACCGGUGCUCCUGGUGGUGUGCCCUGAGCCAUGGAGGUGCCUUUGCAGACAGAGAUGGUGGAGCUGGUGCCCAAUGGCAAACACUCAGAGGGGCUGCUCCCAGUCAUCACCCCUAUGGCAGGCAACCAGAGGGUCGAGGACCCCACAAGGAGCUGUAUUGAGGGCAAGAGCUUCCUACAGAAAAGUCCCAGCAAGGAGCCACACUUCACCGACUUCGAGGGGAAGACAUCAUUUGGGAUGUCAGUGUUCAACCUCAGCAACGCCAUCAUGGGCAGCGGCAUCCUCGGACUCGCCUAUGCCAUGGCCAAUACGGGCAUUAUCCUUUUCCUGUUCCUGUUGACGGCUGUCGCCUUGCUCUCCAGCUACUCCAUCCACCUGCUACUCAAGUCCUCAGGGGUCGUGGGCAUCCGUGCCUAUGAGCAGCUGGGCUACCGUGCCUUUGGGACCCCAGGAAAGCUGGCAGCAGCCCUGGCCAUCACGCUCCAGAACAUCGGAGCCAUGUCCAGCUACCUGUACAUCAUCAAGUCUGAGCUGCCACUUGUCAUACAGACCUUCCUGAACCUGGAGGAGAAAACCUCGGACUGGUACAUGAAUGGGAACUACCUGGUGAUCCUUGUUUCUGUCAUCAUCAUUCUGCCCCUGGCACUGAUGCGGCAGCUUGGCUACCUGGGCUACUCCAGCGGCUUCUCUCUUAGCUGCAUGAUGUUCUUCCUAAUUGCAGUCAUCUACAAAAAGUUCCAUGUGCCCUGCCCACUGCCCCCCAACUUCAACAACACCACAGGCAACUUCAGCCACAUGGAGGUCGUGAAGGAGAAGGUGCAGCUGCAGAUCGAGCCUGAGGCUGCAGCCUUUUGCACUCCCAGUUACUUCACGCUCAACUCACAGACAGCAUACACCAUCCCCAUCAUGGCCUUCGCCUUCGUCUGCCACCCCGAGGUGCUGCCCAUCUAUACCGAGCUCAAGGACCCCUCCAAGAAGAAGAUGCAGCACAUCUCCAACCUGUCCAUCACCGUCAUGUACAUCAUGUACUUCCUGGCUGCCCUCUUUGGCUACCUCACCUUCUAUGAUGGGGUGGAGUCAGAGCUGCUGCACACCUACAGCAAAGUGGACCCAUUUGACGUGCUGAUCCUGUGUGUGCGUGUAGCCGUGCUGACAGCAGUCACGCUCACAGUGCCCAUCGUUCUGUUCCCGGUGCGCCGCGCCAUCCAGCAGAUGCUGUUUCCGAACCAGGAGUUCAGCUGGCUGCGGCAUGUGCUUAUUGCUGUUGGCCUGCUCACUUGUAUCAACCUGCUGGUCAUCUUUGCCCCCAACAUCCUGGGCAUCUUUGGGGUCAUCGGUGCCACAUCUGCCCCAUGCCUCAUCUUCAUCUUCCCUGCCAUCUUCUACUUCCGAAUCAUGCCCACGGAGAAGGAGCCUGCGAGAUCCACCCCCAAAAUCCUGGCCCUAUGUUUUGCUGUGCUUGGCUUCUUGCUGAUGACCAUGAGCUUGAGCUUCAUCAUCAUUGACUGGGCCUCAGGGACCAGCCGGCACGGAGGAAACCACUAGGGUGACCCUCAUGCUGUUCUGUCUACUCACCCUAGCAGCCCUGCCCAGACUCUUCAGCCCCUGCUCCCAUCCAGUGGCCAGUCGGGGGAGGAGAAAGACGCGAUUAACACUGUGGCAUUCAGCCAGGCCCCAUGUCCUCUCUGUGGAAGGUUUUUGUUCAAGAGCCAGGACCAAGGCCCUUGGGCCACUAUCCUGCUAGGCUCCAGAGCAGCAGGGGCUUCUUGAACUGGGAGCAGGGUGGGGCUGUCGCCUUAGAUCCCACCCAAGCCCCUCAUUCCCUCCUUGCACAGAUGCGUACACUAGGGCCCAGCAGCUGCCUCCUGAGGAGAUACAGCCUGUAGAAACAUACAGAGCUGGAAUCGGCCUAGAGCCAUUCCCCUACCCUGCUGCUAGGCCACGGUCUGUGCCCUGGGGCCUCAUCUCCCCAGCCCACUUGUUUUUCCCCCUUUUAUUCCCUAGGCCCUUUUCAGACACUUGGGCCCUUGGAUACUCUUCUCCCACCCCCCUUCACAGGAUGGCACCCUCCCAUACCCCAUAGCUGGGACCAGCAGGUUCUGCUGAGGGUAGGGCUGGUGUAGCUAUCCCCAAGAGACCCCUGCCCUGUCCCUUCACCAGUCCUGGGGAGGCUGGGACUCCCCCUGCCACAAGCCUGGGCCACAGCUCACAUUCCACUGCUGGGAGAAGAGACAGGCCGAGGCCCAGAGUGGCCUGCCCCCGGGAGCCAAAGACCCCAGUGGCCACACUGGGACAGGGUGGGGAGGCUGGCAG